AUGUCAGAUCAGUCCCUGCCUUCCGGUGCUCUGGAGGCAUUACAACGCCCUUCGAACGCUGGAGACCGCUCCACAAUUCGCAAACUAUCUGAUUUCGAUCAAGGCGUACUUGCGGUUUCUGCAUCGCACGAUGAGGAUCUGGGAGAAUUGACACACAAAUUUGACCUUCUUUGUCCCCGUAACGGAUGCGGUAGCGUAAUCUUGAAAGCGGGCGUCGGCCGAUGGGUAGAGCGUGAUAGUGUCGAGCUCGAUAUUUCAAAGGAGCCUCUUCACCCAGACCUGCCAACACUGCCAGCUCCACCUGCGACUACGCACUGGUGGUUGGUGACUCCAAAUAUAAUAGAAUUUGAGAACAUUGGUUUUACAAGGCCUGUCCAGAAAGACGCAGUUGCAGCACAAAAGCUCAAGUUCCUGAUAUGCGCAGAGUGCGACCUUGGCCCAUUGGGGUGGUGCGAAGAAGGGGGUAAUGAAUUCUGGCUAGCUUGUUCGCGGGUGGGAUAUCGCUGA
This is a messenger RNA of Suillus subaureus, 507 nucleotides long. RefSeq names its product Mss4-like protein. Lineage: Eukaryota; Fungi; Basidiomycota; Agaricomycetes; Boletales; Suillaceae. Bases 1 to 507 code for a protein of 168 amino acids. The record is from RefSeq and is a predicted model, not a curated record. Gene Ontology annotation, cellular component: membrane; cytosol. Gene Ontology annotation, molecular function: zinc ion binding; guanyl-nucleotide exchange factor activity. Gene Ontology annotation, biological process: small GTPase-mediated signal transduction; post-Golgi vesicle-mediated transport. The transcript has 3 exons.